Molecule: messenger RNA, 3354 nt
Organism: Salvelinus sp. IW2-2015
Lineage: Eukaryota; Metazoa; Chordata; Actinopteri; Salmoniformes; Salmonidae
Source: RefSeq, a predicted model, not a curated record
AUGUCCUCCCGCACACCCACCUCGACACACACCUUCACCGGCCCACCUGGCCCCGCACCCCCUGUUAUCAGCACACCCUCCCCGCCAGCGUCUUCCUCGCUCCCCUCCCCACCCGCCCCCCGCCACCACAACCCCAACCUCCGCCUCCCCCCCGCCCCCGCGCCCCAUUACCUCCCCACUACACUCACCCCUCCCCCAUCCCCCCUUGCCAACUCCAGCCACCCCCCACCACACCUCCCCUUCACUCCGCCCCCGCCUCUCUCCAUCCCCCUGCGCAGCCCCCCCCCCAGCCCCCCUCUAACCCUCAGACACCCAACCCCGCCCCUCCCCCACUCCCCCACCCACUCCCCUUCCCCCUCCUCCUACCCCCUCGCCACGCACCACUCUCCCGCUCCCCCCGACCUCACCACCACCGGCCCAGCCCUCCCCGCCUCACCUCACACAGUUGCCACCCCUCUCCCAGGCCCCCCACUCACCUCACUCCACCCCCCGGCCCCCCCACCACCCUCCCUCCCCUGCCUCCAUCCCUCCUCUCCCCCCACUCGCCUCCCUGCCCCCACCAAUCGGACCCCACCCACCUCAUCCUCCCACCCGCACAUGGACACCCCUCCCCUCCUCUCCGGCGCCCCACUCCUCCCACCCCCACUCCUCCCCCCUCACCCAGCCUACACAACCAUCGCACGCCCGCCCCAUGCGCCCCCUCAUUUAAGCUCCCCACACACUCGUCCCCCGCACGCCCCAUACCCCCUCACCACACCCACCCCCACCAACCACUUGAGACCUCCCCUUCCUCACCACCCCCACUCCCUCCUCACCCUCCCCUGCCACACCCGGCGGCACCCCCUUCGACACCACACCACGCCCAAGCCACCUCUCUCGCCUUCCCCACACUCCGCUCGGACAACCGGCCCCCCCACCUCCACCCCCUCUGCCCCCACAGCCCCACCACAACACAACACCCGCACCCGACGCGCGCACCGCUCCGCCCCCUCCUUCGCCACACCCCCGCGACAACCCCCCUCCCUGACCCCCCCUCUCGGCACACGCCGCCAUCACCCCCCCUCACCCCACGACAGCCCCACCCGCCCCGGCACACAGCCCCCCACACCCCCCUCCCCCCGCCCCCACGCGCAAGCCGCGAAUGCCCACCCCCUGCUCGAUCCGAUCUCGCCAACCACCACACCCGCUCCGCCACCCUGCACUGACAACGAUGCACUCCCCUCACGCGCCACCAACCGCACUCGCAGGCCCACAAACCGCGACAACCCUACAUCGACCUCAGCGCGAACCGACCCACCCCCGCCUCCGCUACGCCCGACCCACGCUCCUAGAUGCCCGCCCAGUAUCGUAGAUGAAUGGGAAGACCAGGACACCCCUCGCCUGCCCACCCCCCACGCACGCACCCGCCCAUACCCCCCCCGCCUCCCUCCCCACCCCGACCACCGCCCCCCCACGCCUCCCACCCCGCCGACAGGACACACCGCACCACCCUCAACCCCUCACGCCCACCCAUGCCACCCCGGCCCCCAGCACACCCUCCCCGCAUCCGCCACGCCGCCACCUCAGCCCCCCCAACACUCGCCAACCCCCCCCCGCUCACACCCGUACCCGCUCGCCCGCCGCCCCUCCCGUCCGCCCCACCCAGAUGACCACCCCCCACCUACACCCACGCCCGCCCCUCCCCGCACCCCCUAUUAUGAGAUGUGGGAAGACAGGACAAGGAUCGUAGAUGAUGUGGGCGCCCUCUCCACCACGGCUCACCCGAUCGCCCCCACCGCACCCCACACGCACACCUCCCUCCCCCCGCACUCCGCAGCGCCCCGCACCUACCACCCCCACCCGCGUCCAGGACCCCGCCACCAGCCGCCACGCGCGAUGUGGAAGACGACCAUACCCUUCUCACCUGCCCUCACUGCGUCUUCCUCGCUCCCCUCCCCACCCGCCCCCCGCCACCACAACCCCAACCUCCGCCUCCCCCCCGCCCCCGCGCCCCAUUACCUCCCCACUACACUCACCCCUCCCCCAUCCCCCCUUGCCAACUCCAGCCACCCCCCACCACACCUCCCCUUCACUCCGCCCCCGCCUCUCUCCAUCCCCCUGCGCAGCCCCCCCCCCAGCCCCCCUCUAACCCUCAGACACCCAACCCCGCCCCUCCCCCACUCCCCCACCCACUCCCCUUCCCCCUCCUCCUACCCCCUCGCCACGCACCACUCUCCCGCUCCCCCCGACCUCACCACCACCGGCCCAGCCCUCCCCGCCUCACCUCACACAGUUGCCACCCCUCUCCCAGGCCCCCCACUCACCUCACUCCACCCCCCGGCCCCCCCACCACCCUCCCUCCCCUGCCUCCAUCCCUCCUCUCCCCCCACUCGCCUCCCUGCCCCCACCAAUCGGACCCCACCCACCUCAUCCUCCCACCCGCACAUGGACACCCCUCCCCUCCUCUCCGGCGCCCCACUCCUCCCACCCCCACUCCUCCCCCCUCACCCAGCCUACACAACCAUCGCACGCCCGCCCCAUGCGCCCCCUCAUUUAAGCUCCCCACACACUCGUCCCCCGCACGCCCCAUACCCCCUCACCACACCCACCCCCACCAACCACUUGAGACCUCCCCUUAAAGCUUCCUUUUUCUGCCUUUCUUCCCCGCCGCACACGCUCUGCCUCAGCCUCUCCCGCCCCCCCCACCGCGCCCCCCGAUCUCUCUCACGCAUACUGGCGGCCCUCUGCCCCGCCCACUCAUACCCACCUCCUCCGCGCCUCGCACGCCCCUCACCCACCUCCUCCCCACGUCCCCCCAGACACCGACUCCCACUCCGCCGCGCCCCACAGCGCUACCCCCUCCGCCCCCCUCUCCCCGCGCAGUGUCCUGUCGCCCUGCCCCACGAGCCCACAGCCGACCUCCUCACCACCCCCACUCCCUCCUCACCCUCCCCUGCCACACCCGGCGGCACCCCCUUCGACACCACACCACGCCCAAGCCACCUCUCUCGCCUUCCCCACACUCCGCUCGGACAACCGGCCCCCCCACCUCCACCCCCUCUGCCCCCACAGCCCCACGUCUCACCCACCUUCCCCCUCUCUCCCCUCCGCCCCCCCACAACACAACACCCGCACCCGACGCGCGCACCGCUCCGCCCCCUCCUUCGCCACACCCCCGCGACAACCCCCCUCCCUGACCCCCCCUCUCGGCACACGCCGCCAUCACCCCCCCUCACCCCACGACAGCCCCACCCGCCCCGGCACACAGCCCCCCACACCCCCCUCCCCCCGCCCCCACGCGCAAGCCGCGAAUGCCCACCCCCUGCUCGAUCCGAUCUCGCCAACCACCACACCCGCUCCGCCACCCUGCACUGA